AGAGCCACCAAACGGCAGACGCAGACGUUUAUAUUUUUUAAAGGAAAAUAUAUAAACAAUAACAAAAUGUGUGCAAAAGUUAUCCUUUGUGUUGUGCUGGCUUGGUUAAGCUGUGCUCUGGCUUAUCAAAAACAGAGUUGUAAUGAUUGCGUCGGCUACAAAUCUUGUGAAGCUGCCGUGGCCCUUCUUAACAUGAAGACGCCAACCGCCGAUGAGAAGUUCAAGAGCGCUUUCUGCGGUUUCGAUGGAGCCAAGCUACCAAUGGUGUGUUGCUCCCAACUCUCGACUAAAUCAACACCUGACAGCGUGGAAAGCGUGGAGAACCACCCGAACCUCCACCUGCUCCCGGACGCGUGUGGAAAGAUCAACGGGGACAAGAUCAUAGGAGGCCGGACCGCGGGUCUCUACGAGUAUCCAUGGAUGACGCUCAUCUCAUAUAAGACACGACUGGGACCCCAGUUCGAAUGCGGCGGCAGCCUCAUCAAUGAACGCUACGUACUCACCGCGGCCCACUGCAUCUCCAACUUGAAGCUGCUUGGCGUGAGAAUAGGAGAGAACGAUGUGGAUACCACCACGGACUGUCAAGGAGAUCCUCCCACUCUUACUUGCGAAUCUAAGAUUCAGGAUAUUCGUAUUGAGGAGGCCAUACCCCAUCCAGAAUAUCACGGCAAACCCAACGUCAGAAAUGAUAUCGGUCUUCUCAGGCUUAAAAAGCCAGUGGACUUAUCUUUCAAGAACGCCGGUAUAGUCUGCCUACCGGUAUCCAGAGACCUACAGAGCCGUAACCUCGGAGGACUGCACGCCACUGUCGCUGGCUGGGGCUAUACUGAGAAAGGCUACAUCUCAUCUAAGCUGCUAGCCGUAGACGUGCCAAUACAUACUGCUGAUUCGUGCCGAGAAUUGUACAAUAGAGGCCAAAAACCCGGUGAAGAAGACGAGACGAUCAACAAGAUCUGCGCCGGUGAGAACGGCAAGGACUCCUGCGGAGGGGACUCCGGAGGCCCACUGAUGGUCAAGGGGGCCUACAGGAAUAGCGGAGAACGCUUCAUUCAGCACGGCAUCGUGUCGUACGGGCCCAGGCUUUGCGGGUCCGACUUUCCGGGAGUAUACACAGAUGUUUCGAACUAUAUGAAGUGGAUAUUGGAUAAUAUUAAGCCUUGAUUUAAGAACAUAAUAACUUCUCGCCAUCUCGAGCGUUACUUGAAACUUUCUACGCCAUAAUAUACUAUAGUAUACUUUUGGAGCUGAACGCUUAAGACAUUCAGCUGUCCUUGGCAUGAAAUGGUUUAAGUUAAGA
Messenger RNA from Cydia splendana, 1297 nucleotides. Its product is annotated as CLIP domain-containing serine protease B4-like. Gene Ontology annotation, molecular function: serine-type endopeptidase activity. NCBI's taxonomy places the organism in Eukaryota, Metazoa, Arthropoda, Insecta, Lepidoptera, Tortricidae. Bases 67 to 1161 code for a protein of 364 amino acids. The transcript is spliced from 8 exons. The record is from RefSeq and is a predicted model, not a curated record. Gene Ontology annotation, biological process: proteolysis.